Cucurbitaria berberidis CBS 394.84 is the source of this 2433-nucleotide messenger RNA. RefSeq lists its product as uncharacterized. The coding region runs from base 1 to 2037 and encodes 678 amino acids. The record is from RefSeq and is a predicted model, not a curated record. Lineage: Eukaryota; Fungi; Ascomycota; Dothideomycetes; Pleosporales; Cucurbitariaceae. The transcript has 4 exons.
AUGCCUAAGUCUUCCAACGACUCUACAGCUACCAUUUUUUCAUCGGGAGCCACAAACGUGGAGAUUAACGACAACAUGGGGAAUACGUACCAUACGCCACCUCCAGGGACGGAGCAAUACCUCAACUUCAAACCUCAUACGCCUACGCCAUCACGAUCGUUGAAAAGCUGGCACGGUUUGCUGUCUCCGGACACACCGACAUUUGGCAACAAUACUUGUGAUACGCUUCCCGCCCCGGCAAGCCAUCAUGAAUUAGGGAAGCAAAGCUAUGCGCCUGCCCAAAUUACGUGCUCUGAGGCUGGAACAGCUCAAGAAGUCAUAGAGAGCGACGCACAUCUCGCUCUUGAGCUCGACGCAACCAAGAGUCCUACAGCUCUACGUCGGAGCAGCAGAAUCACCUCCAAAGCCAAAGCACAAGCUCCACCUGCUCGGAAAAAUGCGAAGCCCGCUCCUGUGGCACAAGCUCCCGCUCCGCCCGAGUUCAGCGUCGUACCUUUCAAAGCAGACCCCAUUCCAUUCUCAGGUCUCCCUGCUGUCCAUUCUCUCGACUGGCAGCUUCAAUAUCCUCCGGGUGGGAGCACCCACCCCUCAUACCCGUUCCCAACUCCCGAUCCCCGCCUGGUCUUCCAUGAGCACCUCGUCCCUUUCAAAGACGAGCUACCAGACCUCUCCCAAGUACCAAAUUUGGUGCUUCCGGUGGGCUGGAAGCACGUGUCUUGGUCCGGCCUACUUCCUAUCGCUUUCGAUCCGUAUCGACAGGCGUUUAAGCUGACACCAGUGGGUCCAAUGCCGCUUACUUCCGAAGAGCUGCAUCAAAAUGGGCUAUACAAGUAUGUUCCCGGCGGUGCAGUGCAUCCAGAGACCGCACAUCUUCCGGAAAUGAUGGUCUUCAGCGACGGUUCGGAUGUGGAUAUAUAUAACUGGGAGGGUGUGGACUGGGUGCUGCCUUGGGCUCAGAUUUCUCCUCCUCCUUGCGCAGCCGUGUCGCAUGGUAUUUACAGCGGUACAACGUCACAGAACGCAUCUCCUACCUCUGCCAUUAUCACAUAUCCAUGGCGAGAGUCGCGCGAUUGCCCAAAUCAAAUCUUCGACCUUGCGGAUGCGUGGCGAUGGCUGGAAGGCAAAGAGGAGCAACCCAACUCAGACUUCGUGCCCUCGUCUACGAAGCAAUGGUGGGGAAUGGGUGCUUAUCGAUCAAAUCGGAAACUGAAGUCUCCCAUUCCAGAGCUAAUGAUGCUUGCGGCCCGUUCCAACCCAGAAACGCCGAAUGAGAAGCCGAAUCCAGUACUCCAUAAUCAAGACGGCCGUGAAAUUCGGAAAAACAAUCUGUUUUGCCCAUUCAAGAGCGUGGCAACUCCAAUGAACGUAGACAUCACAAUGCUUGUGGACACCGAGUUCACGAUCAAAGAGCUGCUGUGCUAUUUCCCCCAGCAUUACAAUUGGGGGCAUGCCGCCGAUCGACUUGUGCGGGCGGGAAUGUUACCGAGCUUGGUACGGGACAUGAUAAAUAUGACACGAGGACUCCUGGGCGAGGUGGCUUUGAAGAACAGUGUCGUUUCAUCUGCGAUUAAUGUGGCUAAGAGAAGGGUUUUGAUCAAGAGAGAGACGGAUGAGGAUGGAGAUACGGUAACGAUACCAGAGCCAGACAACGAGAAAGUCACGAACUACACGUCUGAGGGCUGGACGUACGAUAUUUGGGAGAAGAUUGACUACCCUAUCCUCGCACUCGCUCACGGUCUAGUAGACCUCCCGACUGGAUGUGACGCUGGUCCAGUUACUGCGCUUAUCCAGUGGUGUCGAGAAAAUUCGCGUUAUACGGCCUUGAUCAGCGAGAUACCUAUGCUUCUAAAAGAAGCGGGUAUCAAGUCGCUUAUAGAGCUAUCUGAUAGCGGAUGUCCGGAUAAGGAGUUCCCACCGAGAUACGCUGAAGCGAUGAAGAAAGAUCAGAAUAGAGUCCGCCAGAGCUUGAAAGACAAGAAGCAUGGACUGCUAGAAGCUGUCGACAAGGAAAUGGCAAAAAAGAGAAGGGUCGGUUAGGUGAUUAGCCGACACCGACACUUCCGAUCGAGCUCAACAACGGGAGUAGGGUGAACGACAGGAGGUGCUUGGACAUGAUUGAGAUAUUUGGGAUUUUUUUGGAAGCGUCGUUUCCGGACUUAUGGCCUAGCAGAAGUCUCAUGCAAUAUGGUAGUACAAACUUCGAGAAGAUGGUUGCCGAUACCAUUGACUGCAAAAGUCCGGAGCAUUUCCUUGCUAAAUCUGAUCACAUACUGGCAAGGUUGCAGUGAAUGAAGCAGUAUACAUGAGAUAGCAAUAUUCUCGCAAUAAUCCGUAUGAUUAUGUGCGAUCCUUUUGAUUUCUUCAUGGUUGGGCUUUGGUGCAUCGAUGCACAUGGACUAAAGCGCCAUGCUAGCAAUAGUGGCAUAUUUUCGC